UCUCUUAAGAUGGUAGCUUAGUUUUAACUUCUAUAUAUAAAUAUUGAUGCAGUAAAAUUUGUUUCUUAUUAAACUAAACAUUAUUGUGGUAUCACAAAAUUCUAAGGCCCUGUUUCAAUCAUGAUGAAGAAGAUAGGAAUGACACAUCACAGCUCCAGGGUCCUCAGUUCGAUUCUGAGCCUAUGUGGAGCUGCUAAUGUUCUCAUUGUGUCUAUGUGGGUUUCCUCUGCGUUCCAUGGGUUCCUCCCACCUCUAAGAAACUGACAAAAGCUUUUCAUUUAUAAGAUAUCUUUCCUAUUACACUUUAUCCAAUUGGUAAGGAAGUUAAAACACACACACACACACAUGCGCUUACGCACAUACACUCUACUGUGGUUUUAUAUUGGGAAACAUAGAAUAAACAGGAAAGGUAUGAGUUUCUACAGAUACAGAACCGACUACACAGAGGAGUAGGACGUGAAAAACAUUUUAUUCAACAAAUUUGCAAUGUGCUGCCUUUUUAUUUUCAUUCUUUUCAUUUCAAAUGUUGGCAGUCAGGCAUCGAGGAAGUUAAGUCUUCACACUGGAGCAUCUGUCACCAUCCCAUGUUAUUACGAUAGGAAUUAUAUUCAACAUAAGAAAUACUGGUGCUAUAAUAAUGUUGAAUCAUUCAGUUUCUGCAAAAUUCAGGCAUAUACCAGUGAGACACAGGGGAAAGUGACAGUGACUGAUAACCCAGCUGAGAGUCUCUUUACUGUGACUAUGAAUAAUCUCCAGACAGAAAACACUGGAUGGUACUGGUGUGCUGUAGAGAUAAAUGGAUUGAGAGAUGUUCAUGAAAAUCUCUACAUCACAGUGAAAUCAGAUCCUGAUCUGUCUGUGAUGGAGAGCAGAGUGAGUGGUGAGGAAGGAGGCAGCGUCACAGUCCAGUGUCUCUACAGCGCUGCGUAUCAGAAUACACAGAAGCAGUGGUGCAGAUUUAUAGACAGCCGCUGCAACAAUACGGGGAGGACUGCCACAUCCCAGAAGUCAGCAGUGAACCUCAGUGAUGAUGGGAGAAGAUCCUUCAGUGUGCAGAUGAGUGGACUGAAGAAGAGUGAUGCUGGCUGGUACUGGUGCGGUGCAGGAGAUCUGCAGGUUCCUGUUCACAUCAGUGUCUAUGGUGAUGCUCCAGCUACAAUAGAUUCGUCAGAUUCCAAAGAAUGCAUAAAGCCAGAGAUGUUCUGUAUUGCACACAGGUGAAAGAGGUGAUCGUGGUGGCAUUGGGAAUUUAUGAAACUGGAACAUUCUCUUUGUGUUCACAACUGAUAUGAGAAAGUGUGGUACAAGGGAUUCUACUGCAAUGGAGUUCUUUAUAUUUGGACUAUAUACAGCAAAUAUACUUAUAGUAACAUGUGUUUUAUAUGCUAUUAUUGAAUAUUGUUAAGAUAAGGUUGAAAAUAAAGUUCUCAAAUCGUGUUCUCAGUUGCUUUUUGCAUCUUUGGUUUAAGAUGCUGUAUGUAUUAUUACUGUAUUAUUACAAUCUAAUCAAUGCAAUGUUAUACUAGCUGUACAGGAAGGUUUGUGUUAUGCUCCGACAUGUUUCUGUUUCUCUGAUUUGCUAAAUUGCUAUUAGAUAUGCUGAGUUUCAGGGUGGUCUGGACUCAAUUUUAUUCACAACAAUGAAAAAUCUUACCAUUUUUUAGAUAUAUCAAUCUAAACUGGUGAAUGUGAGGCACAGCACGUGAAUAAAUGAUAACCAGAAUUUC
Messenger RNA from Ictalurus punctatus (channel catfish), 1727 nucleotides. RefSeq names its product polymeric immunoglobulin receptor. The record is from RefSeq and is a predicted model, not a curated record. NCBI's taxonomy places the organism in Eukaryota, Metazoa, Chordata, Actinopteri, Siluriformes, Ictaluridae. Bases 487 to 1221 code for a protein of 244 amino acids. The transcript is spliced from 5 exons.